ACUGCCGAUAACGGUUCAGUAUCUAUAUCAGUAGAUAUAUCAAUGUUUCUCCCAGAUUUUUCCAACACGUUUCACAUCCCCAUUUAGAAUGGCCAGGCUCGGCUGCUUUCCCUGGCCAUAACCACCUGGGACGGCCGUGCGCAGAAGGACUGCAGUGGAGCGACCAGCGCUGUUGCCAAACAACCCGCCACUCUGAUAAGAAGCAACACGGGAUCAGUUACCCAGCUCCCGAGGCUUCCACACAAACCUGAACAGAUGUUUUCGUUAACUGUACUUGAUCUGUAAUUAGAGCCUGCUUGGUACAAUCACGCUCGACUUCGCGAGUUAGUGUCUGGCAUGGAGGUUCGCAAUUGAUGCGCGUAACAUUGAGCCGGAGGUCUCCAGACACACUUGCGGGCGCGACCAAACCGUUCAUCAGCUACCCGCGCGCUGGAGUUUCGCAACUCACGCUUCGGUGUGACAUUUUUAGAGAGCCUGUACUGAACCGUGACUAAAAGGGAAAAAUGACCGACCCUCCAGCCCCAGACCCCAUCCCGAAUCCAACUAUUGUGGAUCCUUCAGCUGUCAACGGACAGUGUGAACAAAUAGACCAGGAGCCGCCCCGAGGAGAGAGUCAGGGAGAACAAUUCAAAAUGGACCAGGAGAUGAAGAUCAGUGAAAACGUGGACGGAGAAGGUCUGCUGGAGAGCAGCAUGAGACUGAAGCCUCAUGAGGCCCAGAGUUACAGGAAGAAGGCCCUCUACGUGUCCUGGGUGUCCAUCGUGGUCACCAUCAUCCUGGCCAUCGCUGCUUUCACUGUUUCUGUCAUGAGACACAGUGCUUCAGCCUUUGGAUUCGCCUUUGACGCCACGCUGGACGUGCUGUCCUCCAUCAUCGUGUUGUGGCGCUAUAGCAACGCUGCAGCUGUCCAUUCAGCACACAGGGAGUACAUUGCAUGUGUGAUCCUGGGUGUGGUCUUCAUCUUGUCCUCCCUGUGCAUUCUGGGAAAGGCCAUCCAUGACCUGGCCACUAAGCUGCUGCCCGAGGUGGAUGACUUCCUGUUCAGCGUGUCCAUCGUCAGUGGGUUGCUGUGCAUCCUCCUGGCUGUGGUCAAGUUCAUGCUGGGCAGAGUGCUGACCAGCAGGGCCCUCAUCACCGAUGGUUUCAACUCCCUGGUGGGAGGAGUCAUGGGCUUCUCCAUCCUCAUCAGUGCUGAGGUGUUCAAGCACGAGCCCCAGGUGUGGUACCUGGAUGGAACCAUCGGGGUGCUCAUAGGCCUCAUUAUCCUCGCCUACGGCAUCAAGCUUCUGGUGGACACGGUGCCUCGGAUCAGACAGACGAGGAACUACGAGCGCUUUGAGUGAAGGACUGUUGGGGAGGGAGGGGAGAGAGAGCUCCUGGGGGGGUGGUGGGGGUGGACAACCUCCGAGCUCCAGGCGCAGGGGGAUGUACAGGCUCCUGUCCAUCCUUCAGCACCCCCCCCCCACCCCCUUUCUCUAGGGACCCCUCCCCAGGAUGAGAGCCCCCAUGUUGACCAUCCAGGUGCCAGUGGUACUUCAGUUUAAAGACACCAUGUAUCCAUCCGGCAACGUUUCCUCCAUUCAGUCCGUCUGCCUCACAUCGACCAACCUGGCAACCCGGUGGAACUGUGAAGGCAGAGAGAAGAAGCAGGGGGAUCUCUGGGUUGGUUGAGAGGGAAGGGGGGGUGGGGGGGGGGGGUGGCGGGCGGUUGCAGAAAGGAGUCAUGUUAGUGAUGAUGCCACACCAGCGGCCGAGCCCCUCUAACAGGUUGCUCUGAAAUGUCCCGUGUUCUCUAGGAUUGUACUAGUGGUUUCUAUUGGCCUUUACUUUGUUACAGUACUGUGUUUUUAUUUUCAGCGCCACUGUGCUAAGUAGAUCGUGUCGUAUUUAGUGUAGCCAAUGCUAUCAUAGUAGCAGAUAGACGAGCUGUUUUAGCUGUGCAUAGGAAGCUUCUGGAAAAGCUGUGUUUGAAAAGCGUGAUGUGGAUGGCCCACUGGCAUGACACACACACACACUGUAGUCACUCUGAGAAGUAGUGAGGUUCAGGUUCAGACAGUAGAGACACCACCAUGUGUUUGUUCCAGCUACACAGAGCUAGCUGAUGGCACCAACCUGCUCUAGGACUGUGCAGACCAGCAGAUCUGGGGGGGGAUUUGAAUCAGCUGGUUUAGUGCAUGGACAGUGCACAAGGUAGUACCUCUACUUUUUGAACCUCAACUGUGAUCUCGGUAUGAGAAGACAAACAUACAGUCUCUCAGCUGCACACAAAGAUGUACACUAACAUCAACACACAAGAGAAGACUAAGAAGCACAAUUAUCCCCUUGGCCUUCCUGUACCAUGUCAAAUCUAUAUGGAGAAGUGUGCUGUCCUAAGCAGGUCGCAUCAGAGCGGGUGAAUUUAAGCCUUGUUGUGGCACACCAUCAACUAACAAGAAAAACUGCUGCCAAAAACGGAUUACACAGCUGGUUUAUUUUUUUUAAUUUUUUUCAAGGGCCAAAUCUUUUGGCUUCAACACUAGAGGAUGUUCACUGGUUAUGUUUCAUCCCUUCCAGACGCAAACCCAGUUUGUUGACUAGGAAAAAGAACAAGCACACAACAUACGCUUCUAAUUUUACAUGUUGACAAUAUAUUUUGUGAUUUUACUUGAUACAUUCAACACAUACGCAUUGUCAAAAACCAUAAUAUGACUGAUUCUUGUUGGUCACAGAUAUACUUUGGCUAUAUUUCGUGGAUUUAUUGACAUUAGUGUACCAGUAGCCGUCAUAUCUAUCGACUCUAUUUAUAUAAUGUAAUACUAUAAUAAAUUAAAACAGUAUUCCAUCAUUCUAGUUGUAAACGAGUCGACUUCAUGCUACUGGUACGAUCAACGAUGAAAGGGGUUUGUUUACACAUAUGGGCUCAUUGAAUUCAAGCCACGUGGCUGAACUAUAACACGACUGUAGUUCAGGUACCAGCACCUUUCUGUACAUAGUAACUGAACUGUGUCCAGCAUUCAAACAACUUAUGUAGGUGUUUAUAUUGCGAUGAUCGUGUUCGAGAUCGUAGUGGUCAAUAAUUUAUGACUACACAGAACUUGCAUGUCUAUCACGACUUUGACCUCAGUAAUUAUUUUCAGAGGUGUGGAUGGUGCAUUGAUGCAACAGAACCCUUUCAGUGCUUUUCGUCUGACCAGGAGAGGCCAGAGGGUUCUUCUAUUUGUUGCUAAAGGCUUAGUAAAGCACUGGUUUAAGAUAGCACACCUUAACUAUAUGAAUGACUUGAAUACAAAAUAAUUUAAAACCAUGGAUACGAUUGUGAUAGGAUAUCCAUACUGGGCCACGUGUGAGUAGCAUAGAUGUCAGCCUAUAAAUAGCAAGGGUAUCUUCUUCAAAAGCAUUUUUAUUGAAUUGGGAGAACGACUGGGCAAAAAAACGACUUUGUUGCAACUCCAGUGCAUUCCCAGGGAUGGAA
Osmerus eperlanus (European smelt) is the source of this 3451-nucleotide messenger RNA. RefSeq names its product transmembrane protein 163a-like. Lineage: Eukaryota; Metazoa; Chordata; Actinopteri; Osmeriformes; Osmeridae. Gene Ontology annotation, cellular component: synaptic vesicle membrane. The transcript is spliced from 8 exons. The coding region runs from base 504 to 1343 and encodes 279 amino acids. Gene Ontology annotation, molecular function: zinc ion binding. The record is from RefSeq and is a predicted model, not a curated record.